Molecule: messenger RNA, 1128 nt
Organism: Megachile rotundata (alfalfa leafcutting bee)
Lineage: Eukaryota; Metazoa; Arthropoda; Insecta; Hymenoptera; Megachilidae
Product: dynein light chain Tctex-type protein 2B
Biological process (GO): microtubule-based movement
Cellular component (GO): cytoplasm; cytoplasmic dynein complex
Molecular function (GO): dynein intermediate chain binding
Source: RefSeq, a predicted model, not a curated record
AUAAAUUUCAGCGUUUGAAACGUUCGAUAAUUUGUUCGAUUUAAAUUUCGCGCUAUGUCGUUGCAUGGAAACAGCGUCUUAGUGACCGUUUAUAUUCAGAAUUGAUUUUAACGUGCAGCUCGUAUAACCUGACCAUAUGCUAGAAUUUUGCUUUUUGUAAAGAGAUUUCAUAAAAUUAAAGUCAAUGGAGGAGGAAGAAAAUAUUGCGAGUAAAGAGUCCACUCCACCAGAAAGUGAAGCUCCCGCAGAAAAAGGAGAAGAAGAAGAAAAAGCACAGGUGAAUGUAGAAGUUCUCGAAGCUGCAGAAGCUGUGACAUCUCAGAUUUAUCAAAUACGUCCACAACUACACGAGAAUAGCAAAUACUUUGAAUACAGGUUUAAACCUUUAAGCGCUAAAGAAGUUAUACAUAAUGUAUUAUUCGAUCAGCUUUCUACAAAGACUUAUGACGCUGAAGAAGCUGUUCAGUGGACUAAGGAUAUAGCAGAUCUAAUUAGAGAAAAAGUUAAAGAACUAAGUUUCAAACGUUACAAAUAUAUUGUAAAUGUGGUUUUGGGUGAGAAGCAUGGUGCUGGGGUAAAAAUGGGUACAAGAUGUAUUUGGGAUGCAGAGGCAGAUUCAUACGCGUAUGAUAGCUUUAUAAAUGAUACAAUAUUCUGUGUCGCUACUGUGUAUGCUGUAUAUUUUUAUUAAAAAUGAAAAGUGGUGUCAUAUCUUCAAAUUUAUUACAAUAAAGUACACUAUGUAUUAAUGAAAGUAUUAUUUGAGAAUAUGCCGAUGUAGGGGAAGUAAAUAUGAUCUCAUAGAAGGAGCAGACACUUUAUUAACAUAAAAAUUAUUAUUCAUCAACACACAUUUGAUAUAUUGACAUGGCACAAUUUUUACACAUAUUUAAACAUAUUAUUUUUAUCUAUGUAUUUCAUAAUACAUGAGCUCAUGAUUGUAAUGAGUCUGUAUUAUAUUUAUACUUCUUGUGUAUCAUUAACAUUAUUAUAGCACCAUAAUUCACGGUAUUAUUCUAUAGUUACAAAAAGUUUUUAAUCGUGAGUAAAGGCACCUACUAUCAUGGCUAUGACUUUUAUUUAUAUUUGUUUAUAUUACGAUUGACUUAAAUUAUUAAAAAUGUGUUG